AUGAUGUCGAUGACUGAAUCCGACUCAGGAAGCAAUGGGCGGACCUCGAGGUUAUUCGAAACAGCAGAGCUUAUCGGAUUCCGGUUCCUGGAACUCGCCGGUAACUAUUCAACCUCGGAGCUCUCUGAACCAAGCUUGACAUGGCAAGACUGGAUAUUCGCAGAAUCGCGCCGCCGAAUGUCAUGUCUCUGGCUGAUCAUAGGCUGUGUAAUCACCAUUGAGAAUGGCAAGAAAUGUAGCAUCUGCAGCGACAUGCGCAGCCUUCCUCUCCCGUCGAGCAAGUUAUUGUGGGAAGCGAGAAGUCUCGAGGAAUGGCAGACGGAGAAGGCUUUCUAUGAUAUGAGCUGUCCGUUUGUGACACUGGGUGAGCUUGUUGAAGCAAAAGCAAACGCGGGAGAUCCGGUUGAAGCACAAAGGUUGCAGAAUUGGGAGAUGGGGAGCGAUAAGACGGCGGCGAUGCUGAAUAUUGCUGUUGAGUUUGAGGGGACUAAGAGAAAGGCCAGUGAUGCUGCUCUGAUAAGCAAUAACGACAAUCAAUCACAAUCGCUUCCUCCUUCACCCAAACGGACUCAACGCGAAACAUCGUUCCUCAGCAUCUCAUCCGGCGGCCGCAAAGAUGUACAUCAAAAUGACGGAAUGGCACCGUCCAACGAUCAGCCUGUAGACCCUGGACCAACGCUUUCUGCUGAACAACAAGUCGUCCUUGAUACCAUCCUGCGCGGCGGCAAUGUCUUCAUCACUGGCUCAGCUGGCUGCGGUAAAUCUUACCUUCUCAGAGCUGCCAUUGAUAAGCUGAAAGCAAUGGGCAAGCAAGUCGCUGUCUGUGCACCUACGGGUCGCGCAGCUGUGCAUGUCGGCGGCAUGACUACCUUUUCUUAUAUGAGCUGGGCGCCUGAUAUGUUCAAAAAAGGUAUAGACCACCUCAAGGGCAUUGCCAAAAGAAAGGGGAAGACUCGUCAGCGUCACGGAAAGACAGAUGUGCUCAUUAUCGAUGAGAUCAGCAUGGUCAGCAGCGACUUCUUGAAUCGCAUGAAUAUCUGGAUGAAAUACGCCAGAUGGGGACAAGAACAAGGUGCGCGACCAUUUGGUGGACUGCAACUCAUCGUUACGGGAGACUUUUGCCAGCUUCCCCCCGUGAACGCUUUUGAGUACUGCUAUACAUGUGGUGGCGAGCUCAGACCCAACAAAGUUACUGGUAUAUACAGAUGUCCCAAUUCCAGAGACCAUGGACCCUGGGUUGAUGAGGACAAGUGGGCUUUCAGAAGCGCUGCUUGGGCUGAGGCCAACUUCGCCUCUUUCAAUUUGAGAGAAAUCCAUCGUCAAAACGAUCUUACUUUCAUCAGGAUGUUGGAGAAAUGCAGGCUUGGUGUUCCCUUCACUGAGAAUGACAUCCACCUUCUCAUGCAUCACGAUUGUGAGGUUGAUAAUGCGCCACAGCUUCUCUGUACCAGAAACGAGAUCAUUCCUAUCAAUGACGAGAAACGCAAAGCAAUUACGAACUAUCCGGAAAGAGAGUAUAGCGUACUUGAUGGCUUCGAUUGCAAAAACUACCGACAUAAAGACGAGUUUUCGCGUUACUUCGAACAGCUAGAGAAUUCGACUUUGAAGGUCCACGAAGACCACCCAUUCGAAGCAGUCGUGAAACUCAAGGAAACAAUGCAGGUGAUGCUACAAGUCAAUCUCGACAUCAGAGCAGGACUCGCCAAUGGAAGUCAAGGUGUUAUUUGCGGCUGGGAGAAAAUCGACAUUAACGUGUUGCCAAAACUCGGAGGGGAACACUCCAGUGUCAGAGAAGCUUACGUUAAAAAGUUUACUGAACAGCACCAACAGAACGACCCCGACGCUAAAGAUCAGUUCUGGCCAGUUGUGCGUUUCAACAAUGGACAGAUUCGGACAAUCUAUCCCUGGUGUAUGCUGACCACAGUCGGUAUGAAGGAGCCUUACUCUUUUCUACACCGAACACAGAUUCCUCUUAUACCUGGCUGGGCUAUCACCGUCCAUAAGAGCCAGGGAAUGAGUCUUGAGCGCGUUAUUGUGAAUCUAACUGAGGCUUUUGCUGAGGGGCAAGUAUAUGUUGCGCUGUCGAGAGCGACAAGUCUCCGCGGCCUGAAAGUUGAAGGUGGUGCGUUGGGACUCACCGUGGGGGAGGGAGGGAAUCAUGAGGUUCGCCAGUUUCUUGCUGACACUUUUGGUACCGAGAUGUUUAAACAGCUAGAGGAUGAGGAACAUGAAGAAUCUUAG
Fusarium tjaetaba is the source of this 2241-nucleotide messenger RNA. RefSeq names its product 5'-3' DNA helicase. The record is from RefSeq and is a predicted model, not a curated record. NCBI's taxonomy places the organism in Eukaryota, Fungi, Ascomycota, Sordariomycetes, Hypocreales, Nectriaceae. The transcript has 3 exons. Bases 1 to 2241 code for a protein of 746 amino acids. Gene Ontology annotation, biological process: DNA repair; telomere maintenance. Gene Ontology annotation, molecular function: DNA helicase activity; ATP hydrolysis activity.